This is a messenger RNA of Gopherus flavomarginatus (Mexican gopher tortoise), 8716 nucleotides long. It is a transcript of the gene DIAPH2, whose product is annotated as diaphanous related formin 2. Bases 46 to 3174 code for a protein of 1042 amino acids. The record is from RefSeq and is a predicted model, not a curated record. The transcript has 27 exons. NCBI's taxonomy places the organism in Eukaryota, Metazoa, Chordata, Testudines, Testudinidae. Gene Ontology annotation, biological process: actin filament polymerization; actin cytoskeleton organization. Gene Ontology annotation, molecular function: microtubule binding; small GTPase binding; actin binding. Gene Ontology annotation, cellular component: actin filament; cytoplasm.
GAAUGUUCAAAUAAAAACUUUGGCAGAUGAUGUGGUAAGGUUUUCAUGCGUGACAGAUUAACAAGUUUUAGAAAAUCAGCUGUUAAAAAAGAGAAACCUCUCAUUCAGCACCCUGAUUCUCAAACCUCUCUGAGUGAAUUUCCAGUUGCCCAACCAUUGUUUGAUGAACGUUGUAUGAAUUUAUCAGAAAAAGAAGUUAUGGAUCUCUUUGAAAAAAUGAUGGAAGACAUGAACCUAAAUGAAGAACGUAAAGCUCCUUUACGAAAUAAGGAUUUGACCACGAAACGUGAGAUGGUUGGCCAGUAUAUUUCUGCGACUGCUAAAUCUAUAAUUGGAAGUAAAGUUGCGGGAGGAUUGAAAAAUAGCAAGCAUGAGUGCACACUUUCUUCACAAGAAUAUGUCCAUGAAUUACGAUCUGGUAUCACAGAAGAAAAACUUUUUAACUGCCUAGAGUCUCUGAGAGUGUCUCUAACCAGCAAUCCAGUCAGCUGGGUCAACAAUUUUGGACAUGAAGGUCUUGGGCUUCUGUUGGAUGUACUGGAACGACUUCUGGACAAGAAACAGCAAGAAAGUAUUGACAAGAAGAAUCAACAUAAGCUUAUUCAGUGCCUCAAAGCAUUUAUGAAUAAUAAGUACGGGUUGCAAAGAACUCUAGGAGAUGAAAGAAGCCUUUUGUUACUAGCAAGAGCAAUUGAUCCAAAGCAACCAAACAUGAUGACGGAAACAGUAAAAAUACUUUCUGCCAUUUGUAUUGUUGGAGAGGAAAAUAUUCUGGACAAACUUUUAGAAGCAAUAACGACUGCAGCUGAGAGAAAUAACAGAGAACGUUUUUCUCCAGUUGUGCAAGGAUUGGAGAACCAUGAAGCUUUGCAGUUGCAGGUGGCCUGCAUGCAGUUUAUAAAUGCCCUUGUCACUUCUCCAGAAGAUCUUGAUUUUAGGAUACACUUGAGAAAUGAAUUCCUACGCUGUGGACUGAAGAAAAUAUUACCAGACCUAAAAGAGAAAGAAAAUGAAGAACUUGAUAUUCAGUUGAAAGUGUUUGAUGAAAACAAAGAAGAUGACUUGAUUGAAUUGUCACAUCGUCUCAAUGACAUCAAAGCUGAAAUGGAUGACAUGGAUGAAGUAUACCAUCUGCUUUAUAACAUGCUGAAGGACACGGCUUCUGAAAACUAUUUCCUCUCAAUAUUGCAACACUUACUACUGGUCAGGAAUGAUUAUUACGUCCGAACUCAGUAUUACAAGAUAAUUGAAGAAUGCAUUUCACAGAUAGUAUUGCACUGCAGCGGUAUGGACCCAGAUUUUAAAUAUAGAGGAAGAUUGGAUGUAGACUUUACCCACCUUAUUGAUGCAUGUGUGAACAAAGCAAAAGUAGAAGAAAGUGAACAAAAAGCAGCAGAAUUUUCCAAAAAGUUUGAUGAAGAAUUCACGGCUCGACAAGAGGCACAGGCUGAACUUCAGAAACGAGAGGAGAAAAUCAAAGAGCUUGAAACAGAAAUCCAGCAGCUACGAACCCAGGGUUCAUUACUGUCAGCUGGUCAGCCUACAUCAGGGGCUCCUCCUUCAUCACCUCCACCGCCACCACCUCCCUUACCUGGUGUAAUCCCACCUCCACCUCCACCUCCACCUCCUUUGCCUGGGGGAGGCGUACCUCCACCACCGCCUCUGUUUGGUGGCCCUCCACUACCGCCGCCUCUUGGGGGCAUACCUCCUCCUCCAGGAGCUCCAGCAUCCCUGCCUUAUGGAAUGAAGGAAAAGAAGAAGUAUAAACCUGAGGUCUCUAUGAAGAGAAUCAAUUGGUCAAAGGUUGAACCCCAGGACAUAUUGGAAAACUGCUUUUGGGUAAAAGUUAGAGAGGAUAAAUUUGAAAAUCCAGAUCUGUUUGCAAAACUGGCGCUUACCUUUGGUACACAGAUGAAAGCUAAAAAGGCAGUGGAUGAUACAGAAGAAAAGAAAGUAGUUCUGCCAAAGAAACGAGUUAAAGAAUUAAGAAUCUUGGAUGGAAAAACAGCACAGAAUCUGUCAAUCUUUCUGGGAUCUUUCCGAAUGCCUUAUGAAGAAAUAAAAAAUAUUAUUUUAGAGGUGGAUGAAAAGAAGCUGAGUGAAUCCUUGAUUCAGAAUUUGGUGAAGAAUCUUCCUGAACAAAAGGAACUCAGUGCCUUAGCCCAGUUAAAGCAUGAAUAUGAUGAUCUCUGUGAGCCAGAACAGUUUGGAGUUGUGAUGAGCUCAGUGAAAAUGUUACGGCCUCGCCUCAAUGGCAUCCUCUUCAAGCUUAUGUUUGAAGAACACGUGAACAACAUCAGACCUGGUAUAAUGGCAGUAACUCUAGCCUGUGAGGAGCUGAAGAAGAGUGAGAGCUUUAAUAAUUUGUUAGAGCUAGUGUUGUUGGUUGGAAACUAUAUGAAUUCAGGCUCAAGAAAUGCCCAAUCGCUGGGGUUUAACAUCAGCUUUCUUUGCAAGAUUAGAGAUACUAAAUCAUCAGAUCAAAAAACAACACUCUUGCAUUUUCUGGUUGAAAUCUGCGAAGAGAAUUAUCGGGACAUCUUGAAAUUCACAGAUGAACUGGAACAUGUUGAGAGUGCAAGCAAAGUUUCAGCUCAAAGUCUCAAGAGCAACCUUGAUUCAAUGGAACUUCAGAUCCAUCGCCUAGCAAAUGACAUUGAGAGUUUCCCUAAAACAGAAGAUGCACAUGAUAAAUUUGUGGAAAAGAUGACCAGCUUUACUAAGAGCGCCCAAGACCAGUAUGAAAAGUUGUCCAACAUGCAUAACAACAUGACCAAGUUAUAUGAGAAUUUGGGAGAGUACUUUACCUUUGAUCCCAAAGCAACAACUAUAGAGGAAUUUUUUGGUGAUCUAAGCAACUUCCGAACUAUGUUCUUGGAGGCACUGAAGGAAAACAACAAGAGAAGAGAAAUGGAGGAAAAGACCAAGAGAGCCAAACUGGCAAAAGAGAAAGCUGAACGAGAGAGACUAGAGCGGCAGCAGAAGAAGAAGCAGCUGAUUGAUAUGAACAAAGAAGGUGAUGAGACAGGAGUGAUGGAUAAUCUGCUCGAGGCCCUGCAGUCAGGGGCAGCCUUCAGGGAUCGCAGGAAACGAACACCAAGAAUGCAGGAUAACAGACGAGUAACUUUGGAAAGGUCACGUUCUCGCCACAAUGGAACUAUCACAGCUAUAUGAUUCCUCUGAAGCCAAAGAAUUGGAGAACUAUUUUACUUACUUUAAAAUGCAGACCCAUUGAAAAAAGUUAUACAUACAAACACCAGCAAUGAUCAGAAAUGAAAUUUAAAUGAAUUCUAGUGAAGAACACACCAGAAGAUAAAUACACAUUAUGUACUUCUAAGAGCUACUGGAAAAAAGAGGAAAAAAACCCACUGUACUUUAGUAACACAAUUAUCAGGAUUUGUAAACAGUGUUAAACUAUAAGGUUCUAUGUUAUCUUGUUAUCUAAUGUGUUACUUGCCAUUUUUAAGGUGGCAACUAUCUGAAGGGACUUGAGACUUCUAGGAAAUGUUCUAUAUGGAGCAGAAUUAGAAAAUAGAAACGUGCUGAAAAAAUGCUGCAACCAAGAAGAUCAGGUCACAGAAGGGAGACAUGAUUCCAUUUGUGGUUCCAAUUUGGACAUGAAAGGAAAAAUGAACAAAAAUUUGCAUAUUAAUGAAUUCAGAUAUGAGCUGAUAUUGCACACAUAGGAGACCUAUUUUGUAAGCAUGAGAAAGCAGUGUAUAGCCCCAAUCAAGUUACUUAGAAUCUUAUCUCAAGUUAAAGCUUGAUGGAUUUAGCUAUUUUGGUUGCAGUUAAACUUAUCAUAUAUCUACAGUUUCUGUGGUUUGAUGAUUUAUAGCUACUUAUUGUUAAAAACAAAACAAAAAAAGCAUAGGAUUGUACCAAAGUUAAACCGUAUCAAUUGCAUAAUAUGUUUUUAACUAUAUUUAAAGAGGUAUUUUCUAAUUAUGCACUUACAAAAUAUAUACUUUAUGCAGAUUUUUUAAGGAAAAAUUAUUAUCAUAUUGUAAGUAUUCUAAAAUUCCUUUGCCUUUGUUUAGCUUUUAGAGACAAACUACAUUAUGCAGCUGUUCAGGACUGCCUCUUUCUAAGUUUUCCCUUUGUUUCUCAGGUAAAAUACCCUCAUUUACAGUUGGAUCUUAGUGCUGGAGAGUAAGCAGAUAAAAAUUUGUUUUUUACCCUUCAGCCCUAAGCAGCAGUGACCACAAUCAUUAUAGCAGCCUGACCUUCCAAGGAAAUGCCUCCCACUUUAAUUUAAAUACAAGCCCCUAUACCUCAGGUGAGCUUAGUCUCUGACACUGCUUAUAUUGUACCAUUUAAUGGAAAACUACAGUACAACUACCCUUACAUCCCCAGCCUGAAUCUGAACGUGCGGCCUUGCUGGGGGUUCACUUUAACUUCUACCAAUCUUUGGACUCAACGGUUAUUGUUUUUAUGUCAUCACGAAUCAGCAUACUGUGUACAUUCCACAUAACAGGAAAUGGUACAAAAAAGUAGAUAUUCACUCUGCAGUUGAUUCAGUUUUGCCACCAAAUGGGUUGUAUUAUUAUGGAAAUUAUUAUUCCCUGAGGAUACUGGACACCUUUUUUCUAUGUUAUAAACAGUGUUUGAAAAGUAGGGCAGGCACUCUAUUUUCUGUGCACCUUAAUCACAGAAAAAGAGAAGCAGUCAUAUUUGGAAGCUAUAUAACUUUGCACUACUGUUUGAACUAAAAGUCUUUAUAUAGUAGCUUCUUUAUGCUUUGCUGGGUUAAAGACUUUCAAGAUUACCUGACUGGUCUGGGCUAAAUUCUUACAGUAUUGAAUUCAUUACAAGAAAAGGCAUUGAGCCCUUUUAGGUUCUCAUUGAAGUCAAAUGGGAAAAUUCCCAUAGAGUUAAAAGAGAGCAGGAUUUUUACACAUUAUUACAUUUCUCAACACAAACGUGACUCAAACCUAGUGAAAUGCAUGCUGUAAAAUACGACUGUAUCUAGUUUCCUUCUGGUAACAAAGUAAAGAGGUGUGUAUGUAUUUUAGAAAAAAAAAUUAAAACAUAAUUGUCUCCCACUGUUUCAGUAAGAGGCAGUCAGAAUUACAUUCCAUUUUGCAUAAGUUGACACUGGCUUUGAAUUGACGAGUCUAAUUUUUUAAAAAAUUUGAAGUAUUAAAUUCACCCUUGUGGAAAGGUGUUCCGUGUAAAAAGGCAAAUGUAAAGGAAUUAGGUCUGUAAUGGCUAUAUAUUCUAAUUUAUAUUUUCAUGAAAAAAAUGUACUGAAGCUCAAAAGUAAGAUAAACAAUUUACUAGGAUUUAAAGGCAGGAAUGUUGAAAAUAAUCAUUAGGACACAUGUGAACUUAACCUAAUAACCCACAAUGGAUUCUUUAUACUGUAGCACUAAUUGCUACAAGUAUAGUUUUUUUCAUUUCCUGGCAUUGUGUUUUCGAAAAAGCUCUGUACUAGCAGACUGCAGAUAUUUAAAAACCAAAUCCUAGCAAAAAGCAAAUCCAAAAAAGUAACAUUAUCUGAUAUUUCUAUUUUGCUAUACGAUCCUUUUUUCACAUUUGAAAAAUUUAUAUAAUUUAAUGGACAUAUCUGUUAGAAACAAAAGUGUGUUUCAAAGGAAAACUAGUUUAGAAGAUAAUUUAUGUAAAUGCAGGGUGCUUGUGUUUAUGAAGACUAAAAAAAAUUUCUGAAAUUAAUGCUGGGUCACUUUGUCUUUUGAUAGCUUUUCAGUCUAUAUGAAAUUGCAGCUAUUUUUAAUGUUCUUAUUAUUGAUAAUUGUCAUAGUUGUCACAUGUUUAUCUAGUAAUCUAGAAGGUAUGUUUAGCCCAGAAGUGCAGCACCUUUUUCGAAAUGGACUUGCCUUAUUUUCUAAUAUUAAAAAAGAAAAAUAAAAAAAUAUUUCAGUUAAAUUAUAUUUGCACUCAGAGUAAUCCCAGAAAAUAAAUCACCAGACCUUUUUUGCACACAUUAAAAACCAUUUAAGGAAUAUUACCUAAAGUUCCUACUAAUUAUAUUUUAUUAUAAGUCCCUUAAGAUAUUACAUUACAGCUACCACAGCACAUUGGUUUGUAUUCACAUUUUAAAAUGUAAAAGUAACAAAGGAAAAAACAUUUUAUGAUGUUAUUCUGUUUACAUUUCUUAGAGGUUUUUUUUUUAAAAAGGAAAUUAUUUGUAACUUUAAAAUGAAUGAAACUACAUUUGUAAGCCGAUAUGGAAAUUUAAUAUUAAAGUAAAAUAUAUAUGCAUAUAUCUAUUGCUUUAAAACUACUGACAGUAUGGGUCAGACUCAUAAAAGCGCUAGGCAUUAUUUACGCAAGUUUUACAACGUUAACUCAGAAAAAAGUGCAACACACCAUGUAAUGUAUCUAGUCUGUGAUUCUGCAAAUAUCCUUUCCCUGCACAUAAGUGACAUUUGUUUUAAAUGUUAACCACACCUUUGACUGGUGCUCAAGUCAAAACAAAUAUAAUGCCUCCUAGGACAUUAAGAAGCAUUCCCAAAAAUAGUGUUGCAUAAGUUUGAUCUGGUUUUGGACAUCAUUGGCCCAUAUGGCAGCAAUCUACAUACAUUUGCCUGUUCUUAUUUAAAAAUGCAAACUUUACCUUGUGUUCCUUUUUAUGAUACAGACACACAUCUGAUAUGAUAUACACACACUGUAUACGUUACUAUGUGAAAUCCACUGAAACCGUUGAGUUUUUCAUGGUUUCCAUCAAAAUCAUUGUUCAGCACAGGCUUACUUAAAACUCAUCCCACAAUUGAAGGAGGAUUGCAAAACUUGAAGAGAACCUGGCAGAAUUUCAAGGUGAUAUCUAAAGUUUUGAUUGGCUGCAGAUUUCAUAAGGAAGUUUUGUAUGGUUCUACUUGUGCAACUCUCAGCCACAGAGGACCAAGCUUAUACUGGGUAGAUAUAGUACUUCCCCCAUAGAAUAUUAUAUUGCUAGUUUAAAAAAUUGUAGUAGUUACAAUGGAGUCAAAAGUUGUCCUUACCCUAAAUUGCUAAAUGUAGAUCUGUAUAAUUUUUAAGAGCCGCAAUCUGGCAGAACUUGCCCAUGUUGUGCAGUUCACUCUAUUCUUGAGAAAGGAAUACUGUACUUGACACUGCAUCUUGCACAUUAAACAAGGACUUGCUUGAAUUGUGCUUAGUUCUCUCCAUGUUCAAACCUCUGCAAGUUCAGGCAUUCUACCGCCCAUUAGUAAAUCAAAUCACUAUUUAAGAAAGGUAGUAGUAGACACACAAUCCCACCUUUUAUGUGCCAUAUUGCAUUUGUGCAUCUUACAUAAUCAAAUGAGUAUUCCUGAGCCACAUCUCUUCUACUGCACAUAUAUUCCCUCUACUGUAAGACGAAAAAACAAAUUCCUCCAAAAUGCUUUGUGUUUGCAUAUUCAAAAACAUAUAUUCUUCCCUGCACAGAAAGGGGCAGUAUGCAUGUCUGCUGGUAAAUUCUACUGAGAGAGUGAGUCUCUCUGGGUGCCACUCAGUCCUCACUGAAGUCAAUGGAAAGACUUCAUUGGAGUGACUUCAGGCCCUCAAUACAAAUAACUUCCAUUAGUACUCUUUUAUAUAUAUACCACAAAAUAUGAACAUAUUAUUUUUCAAUUUACCUUAAUUCCACACACUUACCAUGUACCACUUUGUGAGAUUUCUGUUUUGGAGUCAGACAUGUAGGAUAAUGUGUCUCCAGAAGCCAAAAAAAUCCAAAACAGUACAAAUGAGGGAAAAAACCCAAAACUCAUGCACUUGUAUUUUUUAAUCGGUGAAUAAUGCCCAACUGUGUGUUUGUAUAUUAUCUUUAAAAUGUUUUUGGUGAAAUCGGAGCCUGGUUUUUAAUGAAUACAUUCUGAACACUGUAGCAAACUUAUAUGUCGAAGAUGAUUUUGUUAAGUUCUCUAAUGUUUACCUGUUUAUUACCAAUUGACCAAUGUCAACCUGAAGCAUAUCUAUAUUACAUGACAUAGCGGGGUAUGAAAGUUAUUUCCUAUUUUAGGGUGUUUUUUUUACUCUGAGGUGUCAAAUAUGUUUGUUUGAAUUAUGGGGAAUGUCGUCUUCUUUUAUGGAUGAAUUUAAAAAUACAAUAACUGAAAAAGAUUGUAUACUGUUUACUGGUGAUGCCAUUUUAAUUAAAAAGUAACAAUAAAAUGCAAUCAUUGAACACAUUAAAAUGGGUCCAUAUUAAACAGGUUCAAUAUCUUGAGUCAACCAGAGACAUUUCAUGAUACAGAUAUUAUAAUUCAGCUAGCCAGCCAUUGCUGGUAUUUUCCAAGUCAUUUACUUCACUCUGUCACAAAAUGGCCAUAUUGAAAUAGAAGCUUGACAGGACUUUUAGUCUAUUGUGCAUUAUGCAACUUAAUGAUACUGCCAUAGCAUACCGAAAUGACUUAACAGAAUAAAGAGAGGAGAUAGCCCUAAAUUUCUCCGGUAUCUCACUGCACUUCUAAGUAUGCAGGAAUGAAUAGGAUCAGCCCUGCUGAUAUUUUACAUAAGUCAUAAAAUAACCUAGUAAAUUUUGCAUCCAUAGUAGGAAAAAGAUAUACCGAGGAAUAAUUAAAGCCACUGGUUUAUUUGAUGACAUAAAUUGCAGGCACUUAUUUUAUUAUAGUGCAAUUGUAAUUAUUCUAAAAGAAAAAAUUACACAGGUUUACUGGGUUAGAGAUUUAACACACUAAAUAAAUGAAAACAUCUCGAUAAAGCAAAGCAGAUGUUAUCUGGAGAAGAUUAUAAUAAACAAUACUAGACAAAA